Molecule: messenger RNA, 4896 nt
Organism: Contarinia nasturtii (swede midge)
Lineage: Eukaryota; Metazoa; Arthropoda; Insecta; Diptera; Cecidomyiidae
Exons: 3
Coding region: 1-4896 (1631 amino acids)
Biological process (GO): DNA integration
Molecular function (GO): nucleic acid binding
Source: RefSeq, a predicted model, not a curated record
AUGGCACCUUCAAAACCUCCAGAUAAAAUAGGAGAAAAUAGCAACGAAAUGUCUAAGGAAUACAAAAAACUAUUAGAUAAAAGAGAGGUAAUGAUACGCGCAUUACAGCAUCACGAAAGAAAGGUAAAAGACCUCAUUGCUGAUACGACUCAGGCAUCAAUUUUAGCCAGAUUAAACCAGUUAGAAGGAGUAAAACAGAAAUAUGAUAAUGUAAUGGAACGUUUGGAGGAGCAUAGAGAAUUUGAAUAUUCACAUUUGGAAAUUUCAAAUGAAGAUAUAUGUGAUAUAUAUAUUGAAAUUGUCGACAAACUAACAAGACGUACAAGUUCAAAUGAUUCAUUAUUACUCAAUUCAUCGUUGGCUAAUAAAAGUGCUCAAUUUCAAGAGAUUAAAUUACCUCGUAUUUCGAUUCCAACAUUUUCCGCUGAAGACCAGUUAGAAUGGUCAUCAUUUCAUGAUGCAUUUUUUUCCUUAAUUGAUCAAAAUCAAAGCAUAUCAGAUGUGGCCAAAUUACACUAUUUAAGAUCAUCUUUAUCAGGCCCAGCAUUAAAAUUAAUCAGCAAACUACCAAUCACAGACGUGAAUUAUAAAAUUGCAUGGAGAUUAUUAUGCGAUCGGUUUAAAAACAAACGAAUUAUCGUCAAUGCAUGCUUAAAUUCUUUUAUAAAUCAGCCACAAAUAAAGUUUCAAAGUGCAGAAGCGAUUCGUUCCUUAAUUGACACCACCGAAAGCGCUAUAAGAUCAAUUGAGACAUUAGAAAUUAAGAUCGAUGAAUGGGACCCAUUUUUGGUGUUUAUUCUUCAAUCAAAGUUGGAUAAAGAAACAGCCAAAAAUUGGGAAAUGCAUUUAGGAGGAUCCACAAACAUACCAAAUUAUACAGAAAUGAUUACCUUUUUAGAAACACAAUAUCGCAUUAUGAAUAACACGUUGGAGUUGUCGGGCGUUGUCAAGGAAUCAUUUAUCGUUAAACAGUCUACGUCAAAAUCACAUGAAAGCAAAAAGGAUUUCUGUCCAGUUUGCAAAAAUGACCAUUAUAUCCUUUAUUGCGAAAUUUUCGAUAAGUGGUCAAUCGCCAAUAAAAAGGAGUUCAUAAAAGAGAAAGAGAAAAAAAAGAAAUGCAAUGGUAAACACAGCACCAAAUUACAUGAAGAUAGCGUCUUGCAUAUUAAUGCACUAGCCACAACAAAAGACAAAAAAUUACUCGCAAAAUUCAUUGUUAAAGUAAAGGAUAAAUUUGGUAUUUCCCAUAUGAUUCGUGGAGUGGUAGAUAACUGUUCAGAAGGAACUGCAAUUUCAGAGAAAGCAGCUCAAUUACUUCAUUUACCACGCAAACGUGUACACAUUCCUUUGACUGGCGUGGAUGAAAUUUCACUUGGAAAGCAAUGGAAAUACUUGAAUGAAUUGCCUUUAGCAGAUCCUGAAUUUGAUGAGCCAAAUGAUAUCGAUUUGUUAUUUGGGUUAGACAUUUAUGCGAUAAUUCUUGAAGAAGGUUUGCGAAAAGGACGCCUGCAUGAGCCUAUCGCUCAAAAUUCAUUAUUAGGUUGGUUAUGUUUCGGUCCCGCGUGCAAGAAAUCUGAUUUCAGUAUUCGUAUUCAUUCGACUUUUCUCGAGGAGAAUUUAAAGCGUUUUUGGGAAAAUGAAGAGGUUGAAAUUACUCCAAUUUUAACAGAAGAACAUCAAAAAUGCUUGGAUUUUUGUAAAGAAAACACGAAAAGAUUACCAAGUGACCACAUUGAAACGGCAUUUCCGUUUAAAAUGAACCCAAAAAGUGAAAAUUUUCUAGGCGAUUCGAGAAGAAUGGCACUAAGAAGAUUUUUUCAUUUAGAAAAGAAAUUCCAAUCGAACUCUGAGUUUUACGAGCGUUAUAAAGCAGAUAUUUUGAGCUAUCUUGAAUCAAAUCAUAUGAGUUUGAGUAAAUCACCAGCAAACGAGGGUUAUUACUUGCCCCAUCAUGCAGUAAUACGUGAAGAAAGCACAACCACAAAACAACGUACAGUUUUUGAUGCAUCAGCAACAACUACAAAUGGUUUUUCUCUCAAUGAUAGGUGCUUGAAUGGCCCAACAAUUCAACCAGAAUUGUUUGAUAUUUUCACUCGAUGGCGUACGCACAAGAUCGCAUUAGUAGCUGACAUUGAAAAAAUGUAUCGGCAAAUUCGUAUGGAUCCCGAGGAUCGAAAAUACCAGAAGAUUCUCUGGAGAUUUUCCAAAGACGAGCCGAUUCAAACUUAUGAAUUGAAUACUGUUACCUUUGGCGUCAAACCAGCACCAAUAAUGGCAAUUUUUUCGACUUUUUUUUUGGCUGAUGAGGCAAAGAGUCAAUUUCCAUUAGCAUCCGAGAGCAUUAAAAAGGAUUUUUAUGUGGAUGACUGUCAGAGCGGCAGUUAUUCUACAUCAUCUGCAAAAGCAUUGCAAACUGAACUGAAUGCACUCUUUUCAUCAGCACACAUGACUCUUCGUAAAUGGGCUGCUAAUGAUCAAGCUGCAUUAGAAGGCAUUCCACCGGAAAAUAGAGCAAUUUCUCCCUCUUUAACACUCAAAUUCGAUGAAAGCAUAAAAACAUUGGGAAUGAGAUGGACACCGGCAACAGAUAAAAUACAUUUCACCAUUGAUUUAUCGAGAUUUAAUCAAAAUGAUAAGGUAACAAAACGUCAACUUUUAUCAGACGCUUCGAAGCUUUACGAUCCACAUGGAAUUUUGAGCCCGAUUACAAUAAAAGCAAAAAUAAUGAUGCAAGAACUUUUCAAAAGUCACACUGACUGGGAUAGUCUUGCCCAUGAAGAAAUUCAAGUUGAGUGGAAAGUUUAUCGUGAAGAAUUGGGCAUUAUUAAGAACAUAAAGAUUGAUCGAUGGUUUCAAUCAACGCCAUAUUCAUCAAUUUUUUUGCAUGGAUUUUGCGAUGCAUCCGAAAGAGCAUAUGCAGCUGUAAAUUAUUUAGUGCAAACUACAUGCAAUAUUACAACAUCCAUAUUAGUGUGCUCAAAAACGAAAGUGGCUCCAAUUGAUCCCUGUUCGAUUCCUCGUUUAGAGCUAUGUGGUGCUUUGUUGUUAACUCGGUUAAUGAAUCGAAUUGCAAGCAAUUUAAAAGUAACAAGGGAGAACGUUUAUUUAUGGACAGAUUCCUCGAUAGUGUUAACUUGGCUCCAAUCACACGCAUCUCGUUGGAAAGUUUAUGUCGCACAUCGUGUAAAUGAAAUUCAGACUUUAUUCCCAUCGAAAUAUUGGCGUCAUGUUCGCACACAUGAUAAUCCAGCUGACAUUGCUUCAAGAGGUGCAUUGCCAAGUCAACUCAUAAACAAUGAACAAUGGUUCCACGGUCCAUCCUGGUUGGUCUCACUUGAGAAGGAUUGGCCAAAAGCAAUACCUAUCCUUUCGCCACAACUCAACACAGAAGAACGAGUGCAUGUAAACGUCAUUCAUACACAGCCACAAGAAAUAGAGCUUUUAUUGAGAUUUUCAGAUUUAACUCAUCUUUUGCGUGUCACAGCUCGCUUGUUUCGAUUUAUAAAUCAACAUAUUAUUCGCAAAGAGACGUUGACAUAUACCAAAGAAUUCGUAACAUUUGCAGAACUGCGUAGAGCGAAAGAUAUGUGGGUUAAAUACAUUCAAUCGCGUUGCUUUGAUGAAGAAAUAUCAAGUGUUAAUUCAAAAGGAUUUGUUAAUGAGAAAAGUAAGCUAAAGUCACUUAACCCAACACUCAUAAAUGGCAUUUUAGUUGUGCAAGGCCGAUUAGGACGAGCGAAUCUCCCCGAAAGGCAAAAAUUUCCUGCUAUUUUGCCUGCAAAAAGCCAUUUUACUCAACUCGUCAUUAAUCACGCUCACAAAACUAUGUUACAUGGGUCGAUUCAUCAAACUUUAGCUCGUGUGCGUCAAGAAUUUUGGGUUUUGAACGGUCGCAAUGUUGUGAAAUCGUUUAUUCACCGCUGUAUCACAUGUUUCAAACAAAAACCAAAGCCAAUCGAUCAGUUAAUGGCACCUUUACCCACAAUUAAGACUCAACCAGCACGAGCGUUUAUUCAUUGUGGUUUGGACUUUGCAGGUCCAAUUGGAAUAAAAAAUUCAGGCAAGAGAAAUGCCAAUUGUGUGAAAGGUUACAUUUGUGUUUUUGUAUGCAUGGUUUCAAAAGCAGCCCAUUUAGAGCUCGUCGGCGAUCUAAGUACACAAAAGUUCAUUCUAGCGUUACGCCGCUUCAUAUCACGCAGAGGCAUUCCAAGCGAUAUCUAUUGCGAUAGAGCUGAAUCGUCGGUGACAUCAGAAAUUGCCAAUAUUUUCGCGGCUGAUGGCAUAACUUUCAAUUUUAAUCCCCCAAGCGCUCCGAGUUGGGGUGGCCAAUGGGAAUCAUUCGUGAAACUCACAAAACAUCAUUUGCGCCGAAUGUCUACGCCAACAAAGUUUACUUGGGAAGAAAUGAGCUCACUAUUGUGUCAGAUAGAAGCUUGUUUGAAUUCAAGACCCCUUAGUGCCUUAACUACAGACAGUAAUGACUUGGAUCCUCUCACCGCUGGCCAUUUGUUAAUUGGAGAUCCGCUUAAUAUGAUCCCUGAGCCAAGUUUAUUAGCAUUGAAAGACACAACGCUUGAUCGUUUCCAAGCUAUUCAAAAAAAUGUUCAGAUUUUUUGGAAGCGUUUUUAUAUAGAAUAUCUUCACAAUUUUCAACCUCGGCAAAAAUGGCAAUCGAUAAAAGAAAAUCUUGCGAUUAACGAUCUUGUUGUAAUUAUCGAAGAUAACAUGCCGCCUGCGAAGUGGCUUAUGGCCAGAGUUAUUCAAGUUCAACCGAGCACCGAUGGACUUGUUCGUGUAGCGAAGCUAAAAACAAAGAAUGGAGAAAUGCAACGCCCAAUCACAAAAUUAUGUCGCUUGCCGCUGGCCCGGGAGAAUGUUGCAGAUGCAACAACAUAG